Molecule: messenger RNA, 757 nt
Organism: Saitoella complicata NRRL Y-17804
Lineage: Eukaryota; Fungi; Ascomycota; Saitoellomycetes; Saitoellales; Saitoellaceae
Exons: 4
Coding region: 72-695 (207 amino acids)
Molecular function (GO): fatty-acyl-CoA binding
Source: RefSeq, a predicted model, not a curated record
CACCCCAUACAAAACCACCUUCUGGCCAAACAGCAUACAUCUCCAGCAAACAUACAGUCACCGUCACAAGAAUGUCCUAUCCACCAGCACAGCAGGGACUCGAAAUCGACUCUCUCAACGACCCCGUCGCGCAAGCCGGCAAGGCGGACGUCGUCACCAUGCCACUUGACACCACAGGCCCUUCUCUCGCGGACUACCAUACCGGUCGUCCUUUGGACACGGAGAACAUUGACUUGUCUCUGCCGCCGGCUACGAAGCCCAUUGUUGAUCCAAACCCUACGGCGGGACUGGAGCCUGUUGGCGGUGUGAGUGAGGUGGAUGUGUUGAACAGGGAGUUCCAGGACGCUACUUUCCGCGCUGCGAAUAUCCAAGACCUCUCCGAAGCAGAUUGCGUCGAACUCUGGGUCCUCCACAAGAUUGGGUCAGGCGACACAACCGAACCUCACCACGGCAAGCUUCCCAUCCAGCUCGAUCUCUUUCCCUCCGAAGAGAAGAUCAAAUGGAGGGCGUGGUCGAAGGUCAAGAAUGAUACCUCGAGGGAGAAGGCGAUGAGGGAUUGGAUCCGGAUGUGUAACCUUGCUAUUGGAACGCACUGCGCCGACCCCAAAAAUUCCCACGCACAAGACUCAACCUCGAGCAGCUACCAUUCACAUCUUGUACAAAAGCAACUCCAAUUGUCAUCUAAUAAAUCUUGAGGUAUCAAUAAAUCGCUACACCGUACCCAGUAUGAAAGUAUAAACUCCAGAACACGACACAA